UUCCCCGCCGGCCGCGCUCCGGAGCCGCCGGGCCGCGGCGGAGCGAGGGGCCGGGCGAGGCGAGGGCCGGGCGGCGGGCGCCGGGCCCCGCGGCCGGCACGACGGAGCCCCCGCACGGCCGGCGGCAGCGGUUGGCGGCGGCCCCGGGGCCCCGGCGCGGGAAGCGGCGGCGGCGGGGCGGCGGCGGCGGCGGCGCCAUGGAGCCGCGGGAGGUGAAGGACCGGAUUCUGGAGAACAUCUCGCUGUCGGUGAAGAAGUUGCAGAGCUACUUUGCCGCCUGUGAAGAUGAGACCCCUGCCAUCCGCAACCACGACAAAGUCCUGCAGCGUCUGUGUGAGCACUUGGACCACGCUCUGCUCUACGGGCUGCAGGACCUCUCAUCUGGCUACUGGGUGCUCGUGGUUCAUUUCACCAGGAGAGAGGCCGUCAAGCACAUCGAGGUGCUACAGCACGUGGCCACCAACCUGGGGCGCAGCCGGGCCUGGCUGUACCUGGCCCUCAACGAAAACUCCCUGGAGAGCUACCUGCGGCUGUUCCAGGAGAACCUGGGUCUCCUGCACAAGUACUAUGUCAAGAAUGCCCUGGUCUGUAGCCAUGACCACCUGACCCUCUUCCUGACCUUGGUAUCCGGGCUGGAGUUCAUUCGAUUUGACCUGGACCUGGAUGCACCCUAUUUAGACCUGGCACCCUACAUGCCCGACUACUACAAGCCCCAGUACCUGCUGGACUUUGAAGACCGCCUCCCCAGCUCGGUCCACGGCUCAGACAGCCUCUCCCUCAACUCCUUCAACUCCGUCACCUCCACCACCCUGGAGUGGGAUGACAGCGCCAUCGCCCCAUCUAGUGAGGAUUAUGAUUUUGGAGAUGUGUUUCCAGCAGUGCCGUCUGUACCCAGCACAGACUGGGAAGACGGAGACCUCACAGACACUGUCAGCGGCCCCCGCUCCACCACCUCAGACCCAACCAGCAGCAAGGCUUCCACCAAGAGUCCCACCCAGCGCCACAACCCCUUCAAUGAGGACCAGGCCGAGACUGUCUCCUCCUCCGACACCACCCCUGUGCACACGAGCUCUCAGGAGAAGGGGGAGUCCCACACCCCGGACCUACCGGACACCUGCACAGAGCUCGAGGUCAUCAGGGUCACCAAGAAGAAGAAAACAGGCAAGAAGAAGAAGCCCAGAUCAGAUGAGGAAGCAAGUCCACUCCACCCAGCCUCCACCCAGCACACGUGUGCCCAUCAGGGCAAUGGCGACACCGUGGUCAGCAGCCCAGGCCCUGGGCGGGGCUCCCUAGACACCACCCUGGCCUCCCCGCCGCAGGAGGGAGAGGGGCCUGGCAGCACAGUGGAGGGCAGUGAGCGCUCAGAGCCCGGCCAGGUGGGCCUGCUUAUCCCCGAGAUGAAGGACACCUCCAUGGAGCGCGUGGGGCAGCCCCUGAGUAAGGUCAUCGACCAGCUCAAUGGGCAGCUGGACCCGGCCACCUGGCACUCCCACGUCGAGCUCCCAGACCAGUCCUUUCGGACCGGCUCUCCCGGGGAUGCCCCGGAGAGGCCGCCAUUUUGCGACUUUAGUGAGGGGCUUCCAGCCCCAAUGGACUUCUACCGCUUUACCGUCGAGAGUCCAAGUACUGUUACAUCAGGUGGCGGCCACCAUGACCCUGCAGGGCCUGGCCAACCGCUGCAUGUUCCUGGUGGCCCUGCGGCUGCUGACCAAGAAGAGGCGCGGGGAGGAGGAGGACCAGGACAGACACCUCGGCCCUUAGAGGACACCCCGGGGGAGACACAGAAGCCAGAGGCCCAGGAACUUGACACUCGGCUGCCCCAGGUCGGUGAGGGGCUGGAGCCAGAGCCUGGGACCCAAGAGGCUCUUUGCAGACUCAAGGGAGACCAGCCCAGCCCCUGUCUGAGCAGCGCCGAGGACUCCGGGGUGGAGGAGGGCCAGGGGAGCCCUUCUGAGAUGACCCACUCAGCAGAGUUCAGAGUAGACAACAAUCACCUGCUCCUGCUGAUGAUCCAUGUGUUUCGAGAAAACGAAGAGCAGCUCUUCAGAAUGAUCCGGAUGAGCACCGGGCACAUGGAGGGCAACCUGCAGCUGCUGUAUGUGCUGCUCACAGACUGCUAUGUCUACCUGCUCCGAAAAGGGGCCACAGAGAAGCCAUACUUGGUGGAAGAGGCUGUUUCUUACAAUGAGCUCGACUAUGUGUCGGUGGGCCUCGACCAACAGACGGUGAAGCUGGUGUGCACCAACCGCAGGAAGCAGUUUCUCCUGGACACAGCGGACGUGGCCCUGGCCGAGUUCUUCUUGGCUUCUUUGAAGUCAGCCAUGAUCAAGGGCUGUCGGGAACCCCCCUACCCCAGCAUCCUGACUGACGCCACCAUGGAGAAGCUGGCUCUGGCCAAAUUUGUGGCCCAGGAAUCUAAGUGUGAAGCGACCGCUGUUACUGUGCGUUUCUAUGGGCUUGUGCACUGGGAGGACCCCCAGGACGAGUUCCUGGGCCCCAUCCCCUGCCACUGCUCACCCCCCGAGGGCAGCAUCACCAAAGAAGGCAUGCUGCAUUACAAGGCGGGCACCUCCUACCUGGGCAAGGAGCACUGGAAGACCUGCUUCGUGGUGCUCAGCAACGGGAUCCUCUACCAAUAUCCUGACCGCACUGACGUGACGCCCCUGCUCUCAGUGAACAUGGGGGGGGAGCAGUGCGGUGGCUGUCGGAGAUCCAACACCACGGACCGGCCCCACGCCUUCCAGGUCGUCCUUGCCGACCGGCCCUGCCUGGAGCUGAGCGCUGACAGCGAGGCUGAGAUGGCCGACUGGAUGCAGCACCUGUGCCAGGCCGUGUCCAAGGGGGUCAUCCCCCAGGGGUUAGCUCCCAGCCCUUGCAUCCCUUGCUGCCUGGUAAUCACCGAUGACCGCCUCUUCACGUGCCACGAGGAUUGCCAGACCAGCUUCUUCCGCUCCCUGGGUACUGCCAAGCUGGCCGACAUCAGUUCUGUGUCCACUGAACCGGGCAAGGAGUAUUGCCUCUUGGAGUUCUCCCAGGACAGCGCACAGCCCCUCCCACCCUGGGUUGUCUACCUGAGCUGCACACCUGAACUGGACCGAUUCCUAUCUGCACUGAACUCGGGGUGGAAAACCAUCUACCAGGUGGACCUCCCCCACAAGGCCUUCCAGGAAGCCUCCAAGAAGAAGUUCGAGGAUGCCCUGAGCCUCAUCCACAGUGCCUGGCAGCGGAGUGACAGCCUGUGCCGGGGCAGAGCCUCCCGGGACCCCUGGUGCUGAGGCUGAGCUGGCUGGUGUCCCAGGCAGGGCAGGAGAGUGGGGCACGUGGGCAGCACACAGUCAUCGCCGUGUUAGUGAGCUGCAUGGGGCCAGGCCCCCACCCGUGUUCCCGGGCAGCCGAACCACCGAGUGGGGCUUGAGACCCAGUCUCCCUCCCAGGGACCCAGAGUGGGUGCACCACACCAUGGGCUUCCUGCCUGGCAAGGAGCAACUGGGAAGUGCUGGGGCAGAGGGUCCGAGCCCUAUGGGCUCUGCAGACGCAUGGCCUCCUCCCCGGGGCCGCUGCCUCAAUCCACGAGGGGCAGUGGAAGGACUGGGAGGGCAGGAGCCUCUUCCUCCCCUGGGUCAGGGGCCCGGGCAGAGGCUUAGGCCGCCCUGGGGGCUCUGAGUGCCCGGCCAUCCCUGUUCAUGUUUGAACAUUGACCCGGCUGGGAGGGAAGCCGGAACACUGAGGUCUAUGCAUGUCUCCUCCUCACUAACUCCAUUCCCAAGCACACUGCUACCUGCCUUCCAGACUCCGGGGGUGAUGGGGGUGCAGGGGGCCAGGCUGGCCCUCCCUGGCUUCCAGGAGGCUCUGCAUGUCCAUGGCCCCCGCCCUGACUCCUUCCAACUUGGCAGUGCCUGUGGGAUCUGAGAAUCAGGCUGUGUCCUUCUGCCGGGAGCACGGCGGGAUGGGGAGGAGGGCUUGGAGAGGAGCAAAGCCCACCAGCCUGUGACAGCUGCUUGGCUGGAGCCAGGUCCUUCCCAAGAGGGGCCCUCUGGGGAAGAGGGUCAGGUGGCCUGGGUUUUGUUUUUUAAAAUAAAAUAGACAUGUUAUAUUGCCAA
Capra hircus (goat) is the source of this 4100-nucleotide messenger RNA. RefSeq names its product pleckstrin homology and RUN domain containing M2 (gene PLEKHM2). Gene Ontology annotation, biological process: positive regulation of membrane tubulation; Golgi organization; lysosome localization. The transcript is spliced from 20 exons. Bases 198 to 3275 code for a protein of 1025 amino acids. Gene Ontology annotation, cellular component: endosome membrane. Lineage: Eukaryota; Metazoa; Chordata; Mammalia; Artiodactyla; Bovidae. The record is from RefSeq and is a predicted model, not a curated record. Gene Ontology annotation, molecular function: kinesin binding.